UGCAGUUACUGUAGCCACGGCGACCGGGCCGUGAGGGAUGCAGGAAUGGACAUGUUCCAAACCUCUGAUGAGCCACAUCAUGGAAUGAUGACCCCAUGUGUGUUCAGAUCCACAUGAACAACCUUUACUCACAGCACCUGUGUCUUCUCCAUGUCAAAGCACCACCUUCAUCAUCCUGUGGACAGUCUGACAGUGCAGAUCAUCGACUCUCUACGGGCAAGUUCCACGGCGCACUGGACGAGGAAGCGAUGCUCUGCUUCCCAAGAGGAGGAAAGUCAUGGUCCUCUCGCUGCACUGGCUCCUGCUACUGUGGGGACUUCAAGGUCUUUUGGCUCAGGACUACGAGGAAGACUACGGUGAAGAGGUGGUGACCACCAAGAAGAAGAAGACCAAACUAAAUCCAUCCAAUGUAAUACCUGAAAAUGGCAAAUCUCUCGUCAGUGAAGAAUGCAAUUUGGAGCUAGCCUUUCUGAUCGACAGCUCAGAGAGCGCCAAGGACAACCAUGCCCAGGAGAAGCGCUUCGCCACCGAAGUGAUGGACCGGCUGCAGAACCUGCGGCUGCAGACGGGCCGGGGCCUCAGGUCCCGGGCGGCCCUCCUUCAGUACAGCAGCCACGUCAUCGUGGAGCAGACCUUCAGGCAGUGGAAGGGCAUUGACGACUUCAAGGCUAGAAUCGCACCCAUCGCGUACAUCGGCCACGGCACCUACACCACCUUCGCCAUCACCAACCUCACCCGUAUUUACCUGGAGGAGUCGGAGCCCACCAGCAUCAAGUUGGCGGUUCUGCUCUUCGACGGCAUCUCUCACCCCAGGAACCCCGACAUAUCUUCAGCCGUGGCCGACGCCAAGAACCAGGGCGUCCGCUUCUUCACCGUGGGCAUCACGCCUGAAGCCAACCUGCCCGCAAAUGUAGCUCAGCUGCGGCUAAUUGCUAGCUCGCCGGCCUCGCGCUACCUUCACAACCUGCAGGACGGAGGCGUUGUGGAUAAAUUCAUUAACGAGAUUACGGCGUUGGCGGAUGAAGGGUGUCCAAUGGCCCAGAGCCAGUGUAAGUGUGAGAAGGGUGAGCGGGGACCCAGCGGCCCCCCUGGCAAGAAGGGUCGUCCUGGAGAAGAUGGAAGCCCCGGCUCAAAAGGACAGAAGGGUGAAGGUGGGCUCAGUGGACUUCCGGGUCGGGAAGGAGCUGAGGGAAAGUCGGGGUACAAAGGAGAGAAGGGAGUGAGAGGGGAGUGUGGCACACCUGGAAUUAAAGGAGACAGAGGUCCUGAAGGAACCAUCGGCCCGAGAGGAAACCGUGGACUUCAGGGUUCGCUUGGUCCACCCGGUGAUAUUGGACCUGAAGGUACAAUGGGUAAAAAAGGGGAAAGGGGACUUUCUGGGCCACCUGGAAUUCAAGGGGAAACGGGGAUUGGCCUUCCGGGGCCCAAGGGGGACGCCGGUUAUCAGGGGCAGACCGGCUCUCCCGGCCCUCCGGGACUUGGCGAGCACGGACCACCGGGGCCUCAAGGGCCACAGGGAGUCUCAGGAGAGAGAGGACUGACAGGAGAAGGUUUACCUGGACCAAAGGGGGAGCGAGGCUUGGACGGGCCGCGGGGGCUCAGAGGGCAGCCGGGCGCCGGGAUCAAAGGAGACAAGGGGGAUUUUGGGGCUCCAGGUCUUCCAGGGCCCCUCGGGCUCCCAGGAGCCGGCAUACAGGGCGAGAAGGGCGUCGAAGGACCAAGGGGCCCGCCAGGGGGCAGAGGCCAGCGAGGGGAGGGCUUCCCUGGAUCCAAGGGGGACCAAGGUUUGCCGGGCGAGGUCGGGGCCCCAGGAGAGAGAGGGGCCGGAGACGCUGGAGCUAAGGGCGAGCCGGGAUCAACGGGGCUGUCUGGUUUGCCGGGUCUGCCGGGGGAGGACGGGGCCCCCGGACAGAAGGGCGAGUCGGGACCUGUCGGUUUAAGGGGGUUAGAGGGAGCAGCUGGAAUCGGCACCCAGGGCGAAAAGGGCGACCAAGGCCAAAGAGGAAUACGCGGCUUGGCGGGUCCAGCCGGCAUCGCCGGACCCUCCGGACCAAAGGGAGAACCGGGGACACAGGGAAGGGGGGGUUUACCCGGCCCACCGGGCCGCUUUGUCUCCGGACCCAAGGGGGAUCUUGGCCCGAGUGGCCCUCCGGGUCCGUUGGGCGAGACUGGCUAUGGACUUCCUGGUCCAAAGGGGGACCGUGGAGACUCAGGCCCAGCAGGUCCAUUCGGUCCCAAAGGAGACGGCUAUCCAGGCCCCGUGGGCCCUCCUGGUCUGCCUGGACUUCCAGGAGAACCCGGCCAGGAAGGACUGGGCAUCCCCGGACCAAAGGGUGAUGUCGGUUUCCGAGGGUUACCUGGUGCACCGGGACCUCCGGGCGAAGGCCUCCAAGGACCUCUGGGUAACCCUGGGCGACCUGGCGCUCCAGGGCCAACAGGGCCACAAGGACAAGGAGUCCAAGGACCAAAGGGCGAACAGGGGGCUCAGGGCGUGACUGGGCCGAGGGGGGUUCCUGGAGAAGGCUUUCCUGGAGCUAAGGGCGACCGCGGCUCGUCGGGAGAGAGGGGGCUGAAGGGAAUCAAAGGAGAAUUUGGAGAUUCUGGAAGCGAUGGGAAACCCGGCCAACCUGGGGUCAAAGGUGAAGCCGGUCUCACUAGAGAGGACAUCAUACGGAUGAUCAAAGAGAUCUGCGGGUGUGGGAUCAAGUGCAAGGAGAGGCCCAUGGAGCUGGUGUUUGUUAUUGACAGCUCGGAGAGCGUGGGCCCGGAGAACUACGAGAUCAUCAAGGACUUUGUCAACGCGCUGGUGGACCGAAUCACCGUGGGCCGCAACGCCACCCGUAUCGGCCUGGUGGUGUACAGCCUGGAGGUGAAGCUGGUGUUCAACCUGGCCCGCUACGUCACCAAACAGGACAUCAAGCAGGCCAUCAGGAACAUCCCGUACAUGGGAGAGGGCACCCACACCGGCACGGCCAUCCGCAAAGCCACCCAGGAGGCCUUCUACAGCUCGCGCGUGGGGGUCAGCAAGGUCGCCAUCGUGAUCACCGACGGGCAGACGGACAAGCGGGAGCCCGUGAAGCUGGAUCUGGCCGUGCGGGAAGCACACGCCGCCAACAUUGAGAUGUUCGCCCUGGGCAUCGUGAACAUCUCGGACCCGACGCAGGCGGAGUUCAUGAUGGAGCUGAAUCUGAUCGCCUCCCACCCCGACGCAGAGCACGUGUUUCUCAUCGACGACUUCAACACCCUGCCAGCGCUGGAGUCCAAGCUGGUCAGCCAGUUCUGCGAGGACGAGAAGGGAACCGCGAUAUACAACGGAGUGAUUAACGGCUACAACGGCUACGGGAACAACGGCAACUACGCCGGCGGUGGCUACGAGUACCGGCCCGGGACGGAGCAGCAGGUACUAAGCAGCCGCCCGUCCGCCACCAACACCGGGUCGACCAUCCACACCGACGGAGGCCGGGUCGACACCACCCUGCACGUCAGCAAGGGAUCCAGCACAGGACACGGAGGCGGAGGGCAGAGCGCGCUCACCGACGCGCACGUGGGAAACGAGCGCGGGGACACAUUCAACCGCAACACCUCAGUCACCAGGACCGGAGAGGACUCCUCCAGCACGCAGGGCUCUUCCUCGUCUUCGUCCUCUAAAAUAAUGACCUCCUCAGGCGUGUCCGUACAACAGGAGCCUGCACCGCGGCCGGCACUCCCCAAAGAGACCGUACCCUUGGACCCGCGCUGCGGCCUGGUUCUGGACCAGGGCACGUGUCGGGACUAUAACAUCCGCUGGUACUACGACAAGCAGGCCAACGCCUGCGCACAGUUCUGGUACGGCGGCUGCAGCGGCAACCGGAACCGCUUCGACACAGAGGGAGAGUGCAGGAGGACGUGUGUGCUCGUCUGAUCCACCGGAGGCCAAGUGAAGGCAUCUGCCUUACAUCUGCUAUAAAUACUUCAUGGAGGUGCAGCUAACAACAGCCUUUUUUUCCACAGGGUUAUGUCGAGUCUCAGCACAGUCCUCUGGCAUAUACAUGUACGGGGAUGUUACGCAUCGCGCUUACAUUCUUUGUGCCCACUCUUGUGCGACUUUUUGUAAAACCAUCCUCCUCUACAGUGAAAAGGGAGCCCAGCUCUGUUAGCUACCUCUGCUUUUCUGUAUUUUUAUACCAGAUACUACAGAUGAGCACAGUCCUCAGGGGCCUCCUGCACCUGCUGCAGAGAUUGUGAAAAGGUGGACUGGCCAGUGAAAAUGGCUUUUCAAAGUAAAAAUCGUGAACAACAUUAUGAGUCAACAUGUCAUGAAGACACGGAGUAGCUGUGGCUUCCUUUACUCAUUCACACAAGAGCCAAUCGUCCACAAAUACAACCUCUCAUCAUUUAUGAUAAUACAAAUAUAUUUUGUUCAUGUACAAAUGACGGAUGCUCUGUAACCUCAAGGAAUAGUUGUGUUUUCUUUAAUGUGUUAUUUGUUUUGUUUUGUUUUUUAAUGAAAAUGUGAGGUUUUCGGUUUUACGUGAUUGCAUUUACGUUCCACUAACUGUCUCCACUCGUUCAGCAGUAAACUGAUGCCCUCUACUGGGCGACACAUGCUGAAGCCGGUGCUGCAGUGCGAGGGACUAGAAUUGUACUUCCAUUGUUGAGCAACGGGUUUGUCACUACAUUACACAGCUGUCCUGACUGUAUCAAUCCACAUUGUGCUCACACGUGGUUUCAUGUCAAACAUUUUGAAUAAAUCUGGUCUAAACAAACACA
Messenger RNA from Gasterosteus aculeatus aculeatus (three-spined stickleback), 4749 nucleotides. RefSeq lists its product as uncharacterized. Gene Ontology annotation, molecular function: serine-type endopeptidase inhibitor activity. Lineage: Eukaryota; Metazoa; Chordata; Actinopteri; Perciformes; Gasterosteidae. The record is from RefSeq and is a predicted model, not a curated record.